Molecule: messenger RNA, 7530 nt
Organism: Helicoverpa armigera (cotton bollworm)
Lineage: Eukaryota; Metazoa; Arthropoda; Insecta; Lepidoptera; Noctuidae
Product: ensconsin
Exons: 20
Coding region: 313-2985 (890 amino acids)
Biological process (GO): microtubule cytoskeleton organization
Cellular component (GO): microtubule cytoskeleton
Source: RefSeq, a predicted model, not a curated record
UUAUGCCUAGAUCCGAACUCAAAAUAUAAAUCAGCUGAGUGUUUAAAAUUAAAUAAAAGGAAAAUAAUAAAUAAUUUAUUUGCUGAUAAAUAGUAGGCUGGAGCUCAUGACGCCAUCGAUAUAAUACUACAAACGGUUUGAAGGUUGCUCGCCAUCGCUUACGUCUUUACGUCGUCGUUGGCAGUGAACGGAACGAAGUGUCGUCGUAUAGAUCGCUCGCUGGCUGGCUGGCUGAAAAUAGUGAACCAAAGUAUGAGUUUUCGAAAUAUGUUCGAAUAAAAAGUGUGUAGUGAGUGACUGUCAUCCAGCAAGAUGGUUGAUGACGUGAAAGAUAUUACCGAAACCGCUGAAAGUAAAGCGUCUCAAGAAGCCCUAGACCGAGCACGACUAGCCCGCGAGAGGCGCGAGGCAGAACAGAGGAAACGUCUGGACGAGUUACGCGCACACGCCGCCGCUGCGCAAGCGCAGAGGGAGAAGAGAGACGAAGAUAGACGUCGGAGACAGGCGGAGCAGCGCGCUAAGGAUGAUGAGAGGCGAAUACAGGUAAAUCAUACGGCAGUUGAAGAACGCAAGCGCGCGAUAUGGGAGGCAUCAAUAUCGCGCCGCGAGGCGUUGCUGCAACGGGAACGCGAUCGGACGGAGCGGUUGGAGCGACAGCGGGCCGCUCGCUCCGCUCCCCGGCCGGCGUUCGCUUUCGGCUCGUCCACACCUCGGCUAUUGGAGCCGGUAGACUCGGCUGGUUUCUUCUGGGCCGCGCGCAGUACCAACCCCAUAGAUCAGAUGAACUUUUUUGAAUCACUGGCGGCAUCAACAACAAAUGUGAUGUUUGCGUCUGCGCCGCUCACGAGACGCGCUUCCGCGUUGCAGCUGGAUACCUCAGACACUGAUAAUAAAGCCGGAGCUGUGAUGUUCAUGAGUUUCUACGAACCCGAGCGCACAGCCCCGGUGGUGUGGUCGUCCGUGGCCCGGCGGCGCACGGACCUGGUGCCCACAGUGCCGGCCCCGCGCGCGCCAGGUAGGGCCUACUCCAUGACGCGGCUGGACCGCCUGCCCGCCGCGCGCCCGCUGCACUCCGCCUCGCCGUCCAUGCAUCACCUCAACAGGGCCCAGCCGCGGUCGGGCGACACGACGCCGGGCUCGCGGCCAGGCAGCGCGCUAUCGGGCGCCGUGCCGCGACGCAACGUCGCCGCUCCGCGCAAGCCGAGACCCGCCUCCAUUGCUGGUACCGGCGUUAAUACGCCUAGAGCUGAUGGUAUGUGCUUAGGAGGUGGUGACACGUUGGCGCAGAGCGCGGCGACGACGCCCAGCGUGUCGCGUGACGGCACGUCACUGGCGGGCGGCGACACCGUGCCGCGCCGCGCCCACACCACGCCGCGCCGCCCGCGCCCCGCGUCCCUGCAUGCCAGUGCUAAGCCCGCAGUGCCGCCAGUCGCGCCGGGCGAGGGCAAGCCGCCUGUACACAGAAAGCCAAAGCCAUCCAAAGAUCACGAUAAGGCGGGUCGCGGCAAGUCGGUGUCGGCGUCGCCGGGCCGCACGCUGUCGCCGUCGCCCAACGUCUCCAAAGAGCCCAGCGUCGACAAGGACGUUGCGAAGCCGGCGGGUGUGGCAGGCGAGGUGGACGCGGCGGAGGUGACGCACAAGCUGCAGGCGCUGCAGGUGCACGACACGCACACUAGCGAGAAGGAAAACGAAAUCAAAGAAACAACAACCGUAGUAGAAGUUAAGCAGGAAACGAAAAUCGAGCAACAAGUUACAGAAGAUACGAAACCCGAGGCUCUAGCGAGCGACAGGCCCGAACACAAAGACAAGAGGGACGACAAGGACGAGAAGAAGGAACCCUCCGUCGAAAAGACUGAAGAUAAUGAGAUGACUGCGUCGAUGUCUCGUCGCAUCACGACGGAGGAGCAGGCGAAGGCGGCGCUGGCCGAGCGACGCCGCCGCGCGCGCGAGGAGCUCGAGCGACAGGCUGAGCUCGAGAGGCAGCGACUACAGCGUGAAGCCGAGGAGGAGGCGGAGCGGCAACGACAGGAGGAGGAGCGGCAGCGGCGCGAGGAGGAGGAGGCGCGGGAGCUGGCGCGGCUGCAGAGACAGAUGGACGAGGAGAAGCUCAGGAAGGCUAUCGAGGCUCAACAACAACUCGAACGCGAAGAAGCGGAACGCAAAGCCCGCGAAGAAGCAGAGAAGCAAGCGCGACUCAAAGAAGAAGAGGAGAAGAGGAAGGCCGCUGAAGAGGCGGAGAAGUUGCGCCGCGAGGAGGCCGAGCGGGAGGAGAAGGAGAGGCUCGCCAGGAAGCAGAGAGUCGAGGCUAUCAUGGCCAGGACUAGGCUUAGGAAGCAAGCAGAAGAAGACAAGAACAAGCAAGCCGCCGCGCCUGCACCUACAGAAACAUCCGAACCUGCUGCACCCACAGCCGCCACAGAACCCGCGCCUGCAGCACCCGCGCCCGUAGCACCUGCACCUGCAGAACCGGCCCCUGUAGCACCUGCGCCUGUAGAGGCCGCAGUACCCGCGCCCGUGGCACCUGCGUCAGUAGAAGCCCCCGCGGCCGCGGCACCUGUGCCUGAUAAUGGCAAUGUGAAUUCAACGGCUGAUUUGCUCGGAUUAGACUUCUCGCAGCCGCAACAGCCAGCACCCGUGGAAGUCACGAACUCGACGGAGAGUGCACACAGCACCAACAACGGCAACGUCACUGCCGACCUACUGGGGCUGUCCGAACAACGACCCACUGAGGACAAACCCGCAGAGCAGACGACGAACAAACUCCCAAACAACGACAACGCCAUCACCAACACGCCAAGCGAGGCCAACAACGGCAACAUCACCAACAUUGGCCACAUAUCCGCCAACUUCAUACAAACCGAACGUUUGUCCAACGAGAACCAAAAGUUGGCCGAUGUACCGAAGCUUCUAGAAGAUGAUUUCACCACGCACAACGGUCACGGCGCCGCCCACAGCCACCCGCUGACGCUGCAGAAUGCGAUCUAACUGUAUGUAAGUAAGGUUUGCUAUUGAAUGCAGUCGCGUUUUCAUUGCGUAUAUAUUGGCUGACGGUCGUCAGGUUGUGAUUAUGGCAAGCUAUUAGUCGUAUGACGGGUUUUUUACUGGAUUUGGAAUUUGUUUGAACACCUUUACUUGAUACGAGGAUAUUUAAUACCAGAACUCUUAAUAUAAAUGUGGUGGUUCAAACAUUAAAUACACGGAUUAGACUCAAAUUAUAGAGGGCAGCACUUACGACUGUUCCUUUCACGACACCAAAAUAAGAAAAUAAUUGAAAAAUUGUGUGACACACAAUUUUUCAAUUAUUUUGUGCUUUCCAAUGAAAUUAUGUUCACACAUUAUUUAUUAUAAAAAAUAUCAAAAGUUUCUGUUAUUCAUCGUUGGUGCUAGUUAAUGUUUUUAGAUAGACUUGUAAUAGUAACAAAUUGUUCAGCUCGGGAAAAAUCUAGUCUGAAAACCAACUCAGUCUAGACACUUCCUAUAAAUAGGUCACCAUUCUACCUUAGCAUUAAAAUUGUAUUUUGUAUAUAAACCCAUUUUUUUCAUAGAUAAUAUAAUCUAUAGAGGAACGGGUUUCUGUAUGAAAUAUAAUUGUUAGUCAUCAUAGUCAAAAUGUUAUUUAUUUAAAAACGUGAAUAACAAAAUUACAGAAUACUUCAAAAUUUUCAAAAUCUUCUAUCUUCAAUCUUUACUUCUACGUCACAAAUGUGAGCAGACUUGUAGGUAGGAUAACAAUCUAUUGUAAAAUGGGGGCGAUCUCUUACAAAGCCAAUAUGUAUGCGUGAAAACAGGGUAUGUGUCUGUCACUCUAAUCCAGUGUAAAAACUCUUUAAAACAAUAUGUAAUCCAAAAAUAUCGAAAUCACGCUUCCCUGUUCUAUAUUUAGGCAAAAAUGUUGCUUAGGAACAAUUUAAAGAGAAAAUUGGCGAAAAUAGAAUUUUGACUAGACAAUUGUUUGGUCCGUAUAUCUUAUGCAUAUAUAAAAUCCGUCACAUUUUUAUGUAGUGACCGUAUCUUAGCCUAACGCGGGGGUAGUUUAGGUAACGCAAUAAUCAUUUAAUUAAAAAAAUACAGGCGUAUACUAUACUAAAACAAGAAAUUAUUUAAAAUCAUGUAGCUUAUUAAAACCGCAAAAAUCUUAUGUUGUUCCUAAGCAAAUGUUAACUUAUUCACAAUAACAGAUAUAAAAUAACAAUACUAUCAAAUUUAUUCUCAGAGUGACGGAACAACGGGAAGGCACUAAAUUAUUAUAAAAAAUAAAUAUUAUAUAAUAUAAUUAAUGCAUUUAUUGUAAAUUAUCGCAAGUGAUUAUACUUGGUUUUACUAACAAACCGUUAUAUUGGAAAUAGUAAGCUUAUUUUGUGAACAGUUUUGAUGGCAGUCCGGUGAAAGCGAAGCGAAAGAUAUUUAUAGCAUUUUCACAGACUAUGAACUGCUCUUUAGAAUAUCAGUAAGCAAUAUUGUGUUUCUAGUAGCAUAAUUAUGAGAUUUAUAACGUAUAUAGUCGCUUCGCUUACAGUAUAAUCUUGGCUUUAAACCUGGAAGCCGAUGGCCAUCAAAUUGCAAUAUAAAAUAAUUAUCAUCAGUUACUUAAAAAGAUAUCAUGAUAUGUCAUAAGCUAGUAAAAAACAUCUUCUGACUUCAUGUAAAGUAAUUGAUGGCAAAAAUUCACCUAACAUGAUUCGAUAACCAAUAUAGAAUUAAGAUAUAAAUAUGAACAUUUAUUUAUUCAAACAAUGACAAUGUAUUUAGAUGCCAGGCCGCUAGAAAUUAUUUAAAACAUCUUAUGAGUAACCUCUUUAGCCCAUUUCCACUCUGCGUGACAUUCCUAAUGUCACUGUCAAAAUAUAAACGUCAUUGUCAAAUUGAUAUCUCAAGAUGACAUUUGAUUUCAUAAGAUCGAUCUCAAAAUGUAAGAGUGGUUUAAAAAUGGGUGGUAAAUGAUCCUAUAUUUUGUAAUAUAGAGCCUAUCAAAUAAGCAUAAUACCUACUUAUCCAAAAAAAAGUUUUACGCCAUUGAACCAAUAAUUUGAUGGUUCGUAAAGCUUAUUUUCCUUUAGUAAAUGUUGUUCGAUAUUCAAAAUUCCGUCUCAUAAGGAUUGGUGUUGUGUGAUACGUUCUAUAUAAGUUUUAUUUUUAAUUGUAUUAUAAUUUUUGAAUACGCGUAUUUUGAUCAUUAGUGUGAAUAGAGUUAAUUGUGAACCUUUUAUUAAUCAGAAAAUAAUGAAAUAACACCUUUUAGAUUUUUAUUGAGAUUAGAAAUAUGGGAUGGAAGUAUACCUUAAAGUAAUAACAACUUUACUAAAACGAUAUCAUAAUAGUCAAGUAGUAAAAUGCUAAUAUAUUUUUUAUUAUUCGACAAAAAUUGCUAGUAAAAUCUUGCCGAUUUGAGCAUUUGCGUGAACACAUAUUCACAUAAUUGGCCAAUUUUUUAUGGUCGAAUAUACCUUUUAAUCAUCUUAUCAGGCAUUUACUUUAACACCAUUAAGACCUGGUUUGCAAAAAAAUACACUAGAAAAAUUACCAAGGCAUUUGCAAAAAUGCCGUAUUUGCAAAUAGAACAGCAAAAUACAAGAAUUCUAACAUUUUUUGUUAUGAAAUUCAUAUCGAUGUGUUUAUCCGUAUUCAGUAAUGAAAUAAAGGGUUUAAGAAUGAAAAUGAACUGAUAUUUUGUGUAACAAACAUAAUAAAUGAAAUUCAAAUAUCUAAGAAUUAGUCUUGCCCAGUUAAAUAUUGUAAAACGCACAGGAUUAUUGCUGAAUACGGAUAAAAUGACGUUAGAUAACCCUAAAAGCGACGUUUCUUUAUCGAAAAUUGUUCAUAGAAAACAAAUCAAAUGAACAGAUAGAUGUUUGGGGGUUGAUAAUGAAGUUAUGCUUAAUAAAGUUACAAUAAUGUAAUUUAAGUUAUUUAACAAGUUAUGUAUACAAAUUUUUGUAUGAUAAGUAGAUAGCAUUCAAUGUUAUUCAGCUUCUUUUUUAUAGGAUGUUAAAGAAAACUAGUUAUUUGAAGCCGUUUCGGUUCGUAAAUAAACAAGGUUAAAAUGGGUUGCAUUAAUAUAAUUUUCAACUGAACUAAGAUUCUAACCGUUUUCUAGUUAUUGUGUAAAUUAAUUACUAAGCCGUAAGUUGUAGUUACGUUUUCAUAUAAGUCUCUUUUUUAUUAUUGUGUUAAGAUUUUAAAAUUAUUAGCGUUUCACUUAUCAUUGCCUGUUUAGAAAUGGUUUUCUAUGAAAAUGUAACUAAAACUUCGUGGCUUGGGGAAGUAUGUUUCCCCUAACUGUAUAUUAUUCCAUAAUAUUUUCUUUCACAUAAUAAUAAUAGUAGUUUUUCCAAUUCCCUUCUGUUGUGUGUUGAAUUUAUUGUUGCGUGUGUUUUGAAGUUUGUCCAAUCGUUUUGAAAGGCGAGAAAUUGCAAUAAAAACUAUAGAAUGUAAUUUGUGUGUGGAAGUAAGAAAAGGAUGGUAUAUUCAACAUACGACAGACAAACAAUCACGACAACUAUUAUAAACUACUUUUUUCAAAAGAUACUUAUAACAAUUGUCGUGAAUGUCAUUUAACAAAUUUAUUAUACGAUUUUUGCUUGUAGGUAACAUUUGUACGAUUUGUGUUUUUAUUUUGCUUAUCCAUCCACUCUUAAUCGUUCAAAUUAUAUGAAAAUCAUGUAGAUGUCUCACGGCCUUAAUUAUUAUACAAAUAUGUAUGAAAUUGAGGUCAGGAAAAGUGACCCACCCGAACUAAUAUUUUAGUAGAGUGAACUACUAUAUUGGCUCCUAUAUUCAGACAAUACUUUAGUGGAAUGUCCUAUCUACAAUAUUUUUGGAUGGGUCACUUUUUCUGGCCUAAAGUGUACUUGGGUCGACAUCUUUACAUUGUAGGAUCCCACUAAAUAAUUCGACUGAAAUGUGAGAUUUGUUAUCAAUUUGUUGUUGUCAAUGAAAUUGAAAUUUUAGAAAGUACUCACCGUAAGAAAACGUCGGAUUGUUUAGUAAGAUUUUAUGUGUUAUAGAGAUGUCUUGUCAAGUAUUUAUCGGUGUAUAAUUGUAAUGUUUUAUUACAUGAACUCGUGUGACAGGUCGCCCACCCCAGUCGAUCAUGUUCCACAGUCUGAUUGUUAUAAUAUUAAGUUUAAAUGAGUUGACGAACGCCGCUAGUUGCGUUGAACCAAUAACUUCCAAAACGCGACUAAAAUACCAAAAUAAGCUAGUCUAAAAAUGUUAUGUAAUUAUUGAAGAGAAAUCGUGCUAUUUAAAUUAUUUUCCAAUUCUGAUGUACUAAAUUGUUGAACUGUGUAGCUUUAGCUAUAGUGAAUAUGGCGGCCUGUCACACUCGCCCGCGCGUGUGUGCGUGAGUGUGUGUGUGUGAGUGAGCAGUCCAUUCGGUACGUUGUAGUCGUCGCGGAAUAAUGUAAUUGAUAUCAUACAUAGAUGGACAUGGCUUCAACGCGUUAUAUAACUACUGUAUUACGUUUAUAAACAUCAUGGAUUUAUUAAAUGAAACAAUUUUAAUACGAAAAAUAAAUACAAAGAAGUUAA